Solanum dulcamara is the source of this 438-nucleotide messenger RNA. RefSeq lists its product as uncharacterized. Lineage: Eukaryota; Viridiplantae; Streptophyta; Magnoliopsida; Solanales; Solanaceae. The transcript has 2 exons. Gene Ontology annotation, molecular function: RNA-DNA hybrid ribonuclease activity; nucleic acid binding. Bases 1 to 438 code for a protein of 145 amino acids. The record is from RefSeq and is a predicted model, not a curated record.
AUGGUAAAGUUAAAUAUAGAUGGUAGUGCCCUUGAUAAUCCAGGCAAAAUUGGAGUUGGCGCUAUUCUCAGAAACUAUCAGGGUGACAUCAAUUUUGCUUAUGCAUCACCUAUGGGAGAAUGGACUUACAAUCUUGCUGAAGUUCAGGCAGCAUAUUUUGGUCUCUCGUGGUUUUUACAUCUUGGUUAUAAGAGGGGUAGUCUUGGUCGUGAUAGUGUUCACUUGGUUAAUUUUGAGGAUGGUGGUUUUGUUGUGCAAAAUGGUUCUAGAUCAUCUCUUGUAUCGGAUGUGAAGGAAAAGCAAGAUAAAGACCUGACUUUGGUUGAGUUAAAGAAAGUGGUUGCUAAAAAAGUCAUUGAGGCUUUCUUCCAAGGAGGGGAUGGUGUGCUUAGAUAUCAAGGUUGUUUGUGUAUUCCUAACAUUGAUGGGUUGAGGUAA